This is a messenger RNA of Oncorhynchus kisutch (coho salmon), 10751 nucleotides long. Its product is annotated as double-stranded RNA-specific editase 1-like. Gene Ontology annotation, molecular function: adenosine deaminase activity; tRNA-specific adenosine deaminase activity; double-stranded RNA binding. The record is from RefSeq and is a predicted model, not a curated record. Gene Ontology annotation, cellular component: cytoplasm; nucleolus. Gene Ontology annotation, biological process: adenosine to inosine editing; RNA processing. NCBI's taxonomy places the organism in Eukaryota, Metazoa, Chordata, Actinopteri, Salmoniformes, Salmonidae. Bases 3858 to 5954 code for a protein of 698 amino acids. The transcript is spliced from 13 exons.
AGGAAGAGAUGAGAACAACCCUGAGGCCUGAGAGGAUGUGGGAUAACUGAAUCAACCUGUUGUCAGAGAGCAUACAGUUUUGGUAUUUUUUUGUUGUUGGUGGAUGGGUGCGCACACGCUCUACCGGUCAGUUAAAAUGGCCAAUGGUACAAAGGUAAGCAGUGAACUGCCAGAGGUUAAAACGUUUUAAGUUACCAUAUUAUGCAGCCCUAGCGACGCCCAUUCUCUCACCCUCCUUUGCCCUUUUCCUCCUUGGCCUUUCUGACCGUUUCCCAGCACUCGUUGAAUGAGCAAAGAGCCCUGACCUGCGUUGCCCCUGGCUCGUCAUUCAUAAUGAAUGAUGUUGGGUCUGUUUGCGAGAUAAUAAUGGUAGCGAUGGGAGACUGGUGUCCUGGGGAGACUAUCACACACUGUCAUUCAAGCCAAUAGGAGCUCUUUGAUGUGGGGAGCCAAGCGGUUUCAUUGGGUGAGAUUGACAGUUUUGCGUCCUUUAUAUGCCCCUUUUGGUUUAUUUGCAGUAGUAUUUCUUAUUUUUUUUAACCAUAAUUCAAUUAGGCAAGUCAGUUAAACAAAUUCUUAUUUACAAUGACUGCCUUGGAAGGAACAGUGGGUUAACUGCCUUGUUCAGGGGCAGAAUGACAGUUUUUUUUACCUUGUCAGCUCAGCGAUUCGAUCUAGCAACCUUUCGGUUACUGGCCCAACACAUUUUCAGUCUUGCGAAAUACGAACAUUUGACUUUGGUGUGCAAAGCGCUGCUCAACUGGGUUUGAAAUGGGCCAGGGACGUUAAUGUGGUUCGUUAUUGUCCAGCUCUCUGCAGCAAUCGAAGCAACUAAAUACUCGUGUUGCGUGUCUCUAGCACUUAGAGCAUAUUGCUGCUCUGCAGGGCUAUAACAGCCUCUUUUUUUUUUCUUUCUUUAUACUGCCCAUAUGAACAGUGGAGGAGUGAGGGCUUCUUGGCUCUAGCAAGAGGUUGCUGCAGUCUCGUUGAGUACUGCUGACGCUGCUGCUCUACCCUCAUUAGACCGGUGAUGUUUUAACUGUGUUUCUUCCUUGACGAGGCAACAGUCUGCUUAUUGCAUACAGUGCCUCCUGGCCCAUGGCCCAGGGAGAUGAAGCCACACGGAGGGAGAUAAUCAACCUUUUUUUGUAUCGUCUAAUGUAUAUUUAAUGGGGUUCUUUCGAGGCCGGAGGAUGAGCAAAUGGUGGUAAUUUUUUUUUCGGCAUCCUAUGCAGUAACCGUAUCAUUGCAAGCAAGCGAGAGAGCCUUUUAAAAGUUUGUCUGAGUCGUAGGGAAAUCCAACGAUGGGAAUCCAUCCAGCCUACAUUUUUGGCAGACUCAAGGGAAUGGGGAUAAUUACGUCUGUGUCUCAACUGUUCUGAUCAGUUUCGGUUCCGCUCCACUAACAAAUACACUUGGCACUCCAACACCCCUUGUUCCUCUUCUGAAUCCAAGCAGUUCGGAAAAGUGGAAAUCUCAUCAGAUGCUUUCCAAUCUAAGCAGUUUUCGCAUGAACAUUUACAGGCCAAACUGUCUGCUUGCAGUUUUCGUCUAUCUAGAUGGGCGUAUUUCAAGUUCGCAAGAACACAAAGCCAGCGCUGUAGGCGUAGGGGAAAACCACUCGCUGUUUGAGUGUCUGUUUUUAUUGGGUCUGCAGAUAUGGUUUUCUGCCUUCUUGCUUAUGCCUAGUCAAAUGCACGGAGAUAAUUUUGCUGUAAGCGUAAUAUUUUGUUUCCUUGAUGGUCUUUAGAGCGUUAAUGGUAGGCUAUCCUUUGUUACAGAAAGUCAAAUCAGUAGGGAUGUUGGCAGCAGUCUCUCCCUCCGACUGCAUCAAGGGGUCAUUUUAAGCUUGGUCACAAGAUAGCUAGCCCGGUUGGUUACCUGUCUGUUUCUGGAUUUCACAACGCUACAUUGUUGCAUUUGAAAAACCAUACCAAUUUGACGAUCAGAAACAGGAUUGUCAACAAGGCUACAGAAGUGCUUGCAUCCCAUAGCAUCUCCAUUUUUGACAUUGCUGUGCAGUCUGUGGGAGAUUCUUCACUGUCACUAAGUGUUGUUGCCAUAGUUGAACUCUGGUGUCCAAAAACACCUCACUAGAGUUUCUCCGUUAUUUAAUCCACACCCCUUCCCCUGUAACAUGCCCCUAAUCUUCAUCGGGCACUUUUUUGCCCCCUUGACAAUAGCUUGGAUACAUGCUGAGAAGAUGAAGGCAGUAAUUGAGAGGUGGAGACGGUUUGUGGCUGUGAAAGUGGGUACGGUUGUAUAGGCCUACCUAUACAUCUUUGUGGUAAUGCAGAUACGCAUUAUCAUUAGGGUUGUGACGAUACCAGUAUCACAAUUAAUUUUUGUUUUCCAUGGGCAAAAAUGAAAACACAAAGCAGACCUAACUCUGGUCCAUAAAAAAAAAAAAAAAAAAAACUGUUGUAAAAUAUUGUGUGCUAUAGCUUGGAAACGAAAUGUGACUCAGGACGACAACAUAAUAUUUGUUUCCAACAUUAGGGCUGUUUUUCCUAAAGAAGUAAAAUCUGCUUUGUUUUGUUUCCUUGCCAUGAUAUUAACAAGUAUCGCGACGCCGGUAUCAUCCCGGCCCUAAUUACCCUAUCCCUUAGGGAGUUAAAUUCUGGCAUUGUAGUGCGCGCAGUAGGUUUGUGUGAGUGUUUGAGUGGAUAUUUAUGUCAUAAUCAACAGUGGGCUAAGAUGCCUAAUUUAGCUUCAGUCACUGUUUUGCAUCUGUUUUCGCUUGCGUGACGUGGAUGCGUCUGGGGACUUGCUCAAUUUAACUGUCACUUCACUGGCUGCCUGGUCUCAGUGUUUGACAGGAUGUGCUGCUCUAUUUUCUAGGCUGUGUCUUAAAGCCAGGAUGAUGCCAUCCUGUGUGUUUGCCAACAUCUAUAGCUUUUGCUCCCCAUUUCCCUCUUAUUAUGAAUGGAGAUACGUGGCACAGGGCUGCGCUUACCAUGCCAGAAAUAAAAACAACCCGUCCUAUGUCAUAACAGAUCCAUAACCAUGCAGUGUUUAAAAAAAUAUAUAUAAUUCCGCUUGAAUGACAUUUACGGUUAACGACAUGAUACCUGUCAUACCAUGUCGUGUCGGAUUGUUGCGAUUACCAUGAAACCAAUGUCGCAACCUUUUUUACUUAUGCAAAAACGUCCCCAUGACAAACUUUUUAAGCUCGUCACGAUUUUUCGGAUCCCAGUGGCCUUAUGACGACCCCUGUGGUAUCAAAUCGAGUUGUCAACAUCUGGAGUAGCUUUUAGUGUGCCAGCAUUACACUGAGGACAAGAGUUUGUUCACCACCAAUCUCAAGGCUAGGUGUCCCGCUAGCGACUUCCGGUGGAACUGGAGGGCAUGCAAUUCAAAUAAAUAAUCAUAAAAGUUAUGGAUAUUAAGCAUUUAGGAACAUACAAGUGUCUUAUAUCGGUUAAAAGCUUACAUUCUUGUUAAUAUAACUGCACUGUCUGUUUUUACAAUAGGCUUUGGAAGAAACCAGCCUGAAACCUUGAACAAAGACUGUUGACAUCUAGUGGAAGCCAUAGGAAUUGCAAUCUGGGAGCUGGAUUUGGAUAUGCCCCAAAACUUUCUAUUGUAAGAGCAUGGGCUCUCACAAAAACUAAAAAACAUUCUGAGCUCUGACACCUGCUCGUAGGACAUUGAAACUUUGGCAAAGAGCUGCAUCGCGCCACUGACCGCCCAGAGACGCAUAAAAGCAGAGAACUACAGAGAAGUAGCUUCCAGCUCUCACCCCUUUUGCACGGCCACUGAAGAAGAGCCACAGAGUGUGCCAAUACUACACAACGGACAACAAAGGGAAAACAGGUGGAGCCGGAGCUCGGCAGCCCCGGCAGAAGCUCUUCACCAUGGACGUGGAUGAAGAGGAGAACAUGAGUUCGAGCAGCACUGACGUAAAGGAAAACCGUAACCUGGACAACGUCUCCUCCAAAGAGGGGGAGGCUGUAGCUGAGCAGCUCCCCAACGGCAGUGGCGGGGGCAGCAGGAAGCGCCCCUUAGAGGAGGGAAACAAUGGCCACACGCACUCCAAGUUCCGGGCCAAGAAGCGUAAGAAAACGCCAGGCCCGGUUCUACCCAAGAAUGCCCUUAUGCAGCUGAAUGAAAUUAAGCCGGGGCUGCUGUAUAAGCUGCUAUCUCAAACGGGUCCAGUCCACGCUCCCGUGUUUGUCAUGACCGUUGAGGUCAAUGGGCAGCUGUUCGAGGGCUCAGGUCCCACCAAGAAGAAGGCCAAGCUGAAUGCAGCAGAGAAGGCACUGCGCUCCUUUGUCCAGUUCCCCAACGCCUCCGAAGCGCACCUGGCUAUGGGCCGGACACUGACAGUCAACACAGACUUCACAUCCGACCAGGCCGACUUCCCAGACAUGCUCUUCAACGGGUUUGAGACGCCCGCACCGCCCGAGGACUCCUUUUACCUGGGCUCCAAUGGCAGCGGCUGCUUAAACUCGCUGGGAGAGUACUCCAUGCCUUCCACCCCAGGUGCUAACUUAGCCCAGGCCCUGUUGCCCCCUCCCUCAUCCUUCACAUCGCCCUCGAGCGGCAAGAACCCUGUCAUGAUCCUCAAUGAGCUGAGGCCGGGCCUCAAGUAUGACUUUUUGUCCGAGAGCGGCGAGAGCCAUGCAAAGAACUUUGUCAUGCAGGUGUCGGUGGACUCACAGCAGUUCGAGGGCUCUGGACGAAACAAGAAGCUGGCCAAGGCCCGGGCCGCCCAGGCAGCCCUCUCAGCACUCUUCAACAUGCAGCUGGACCAGACGCCCUCCCGACAGCCCAUCCCCAGAGAGGGACUGCAGCUCCACCUACCCCAGGUCCUCGCCGACGCGGUCUCUCGCCUGGUUGUGGACAAGUUCAGCGAGCUGACGGACAACUUCACCUCCCCCCACGCGCGGCGGAAAGUCCUGGCAGGGGUCGUCAUGACAACAGGCACGGACGUGAAAGAGGCCCAGGUGAUCUGUGUCUCCACGGGCACCAAGUGCAUCAACGGCGAGUACAUGAGUGACCGCGGCUUGGCGCUCAACGACUGCCAUGCAGAGAUUAUCGCCCGCCGCUCGCUCAUCCGGUACCUCUACGCCCAGCUGGAGCACUUCCUAAGCAGCAACAAGGAGGAGCAGCAGAAGUCCAUAUUCACGCGCUGUGACAAGCGUGGCUACCGGCUAAGGGACAACGUUCUGUUCCACCUCUACAUCAGCACCUCGCCCUGCGGAGACGCACGCAUCUUCUCACCGCACGAGGCCGGCAUGGAAGACCAAGGAGACCGACACCCUAACCGGAAGGCGCGGGGCCAGCUGAGGACUAAAAUAGAGUCUGGGGAGGGGACCAUUCCCGUGAGGACCAGCAACACCAUCCAGACAUGGGACGGGGUGCUGCAGGGAGAAAGGCUGCUCACCAUGUCCUGCAGUGACAAGAUCGCAAGAUGGAACGUGGUGGGCAUCCAGGGCUCUCUGAUGAGCUACUUCACGGAGCCCAUCUACUUCUCCAGCAUCAUCCUGGGCAGCCUGUACCACGCCGACCACCUCUCCCGGGCUAUGUACCAGCGCAUAGCCGACAUCGAGGACCUGCCCCAACAAUUCAGCCUCAACAGGCCUCUACUGAGCGGCAUCAGCAACGCGGAGGCGAGGCAGCCGGGCAAGGCACCCAAUUUCAGCGUGAACUGGGCGGUGGGCGACCUGGCGCUGGAGGUCAUCAAUGCUACCACGGGCAAAGACGACAUGGGACGCGCCUCGCGCCUCUGCAAGCACGCCCUCUACAGCCGCUGGGUUCGCCUGCAUUCCAAGCUGUCAUCCACACUGAGGAUCAAGGUGUCCAAGCCCAGCUCAUACCACGACGCCAAGCAGGCGGCGGUGGAGUACCACAACGCCAAGCAGACUCUCAUCAAGGUCUUCCACAAGUCGGGCCUGGGGGCCUGGGUGAAGAAGCCCAUCGAGCAGGACCAGUUCUCCCUCAACUCCUGAUUAGGGGGUUAGGGGAACCUCAUAACCCAACCCACUGCACCCCAAUCCCCUCUCUAGGCCUGAGAAAGAGGCUCUUCAAAAUUACCAGCCACUGAGACUUUGUGUCUGUGUGUGUGUGUCUGCGUGCGUGCGUGUGUACCUCGUGCAUGCGUGUGUAUGUCUAUCUUGAGUGUUUGUGAGAAAUAACGCAUGUGGUUCUGGCCACCUCCCUCCGUCCCAAUCACUCUGCUCUCGUUCCUCAUGGCUGUGAUGUCAUCACUCUGUAAAACAUUCUUUUUUAUUUUUAUCGAUGGUACUCAAUGUUCAAUCUGCCCAUCUAAUCACGAAGUCUUGCCAUUUUUAACUGGAAUCAUUUUUAGUCAUUGUUGUUUUAUUUGCAAGACUUUACAUGAAGUUGUCCAUACACCAUGUAGUUACUAUAUACUUAUUUCUGUAACCAGAAUGUAGAAUGUACAACGAUUCUAUUUCUACUAUUCAGUUAAAUGUAAUUACACUAGUAUAAACCCAAAUGCCAUGUGACUUUUUAACCUAUUGUAGAAUUUUACCUUUUUAAUGUCUUAUUUCAUUACAAUAUAGCCCCUUUAUUAUAAGCACGUAUGAUAUUAUGCUAAAUGCAAAUCCAAAAUGUUGGUUACAGUUAUUCAAUCAUUAUUCAUUUGAAAUCUCUUCUUUUGGUCCCGUUACAUCUUAUUUAUUUAUUUGUUGGCAUUUUUGGUCAUUCAAUUACAUUCCCAUUCCGUACUUGAACAUUGGGCCCUGGUGGAGGCUGUCGACGAUUCCCCUCGAGUCCUUUGACCUGGGGGGGGGGGGGGGUAGAGGAGAGUUGUGGAUGUGCUGCACGUUUUUUCUUGUUGAAGUAAGCCAUGGCUUUGCAUGGGAAUGGUGUCAGAGUUCGGCGAGGUGAUUCGGUAGAGAACCAACAGGGAUCUGCUCGAGUGAUUUUUUAUUUAUUUUUUCUUCCCUGCACAUGGAGCUUUGAAUCAUGUUUCUCUCUUUAAUGUGUUUGUUUUGUUUCCUGGAGGAGGCUUGUUUUUUUUUAGUAUUGCAACUUACUAACUUACAAUUUUUUUUGUGUUUGAGAGAUGGAUUAUACUGCAAUUGAAUAAUGACAGGAAUUCAGUAUUUCUAUCAAUGACACUGCAUAGGGGCUACGUUACACCUCCUUCAUAAGCAUGAUCCUCAUGGACAUUAUGCAUCCAUGCCCUGGGCAUUUAUAAAUGCUUAUGUCAACAACCUCGGAUCGAUAGGUCAUGGUCAUGCCACACAAUACAAGUCUGGUGACAUAACACAUCUUAUGUCAAUCUGGGGUUGUUUAUGAAGGUGUAAAGUAGGCCAUAUGUCAUGUAAUUCAUAGAGAGCUGGGAAAUGCAUGUCUCCAAGAGCUUAUGUCGUCAUUUAAACAACUCUUGUAAGCAACACGAUUGUUGAUUGCUCAUUGUGUGAGUAAACUUCCAAGGGAACACAAAGAAACGCAUGAGAGAUUUUACAAAGUUGAGUUUGGUACCACCAGCCCACUCAAUGACCAAUCCGUGUUUUCUCAAUCCAAGUCCUAUUGGUCCGAUUCCCUGGGUGUUCUGUAAGCCCUCUUCCCCACCCUUUCCCAUGUGUUCAUAUUUUCUAAUUCAACUAUUUCUACAACAUGAUAAACUCUGGAUGCCAGUAAUGACAACUUUCUAAUGUAUUAUCUGUGUGCUCUCCCUUAUAGGCUGGUCAUAUACCUCUAAUAUCAGCAUUGUACAUGGCCAGUGACAAACCACAAUGUAAACGGACACACUGCAAAGGAAUUAUUAUUAUGAAGUAUUCUUUAAGUUGGUGUAUUUUUAUAUUUGAUAUGUUUGGUUCAAAACAGCAGGGGAAGGUGCUUGGAGUCCCAGCAGUGUGUGUGUUGUAUGUACACUACAUGACCAAAAGUAUGUGGACAACUGCUCGGCAAACAUCUCAUUUCAAAAUCAUGGGCAUUAAUAUGGAGUUGUUCCCCCCUUUGCUGCUAUAACAGCCUCCACUCUUUUGGGAAGGCUUUCAACUAGAUGUUGAAUGUCUUCCAUUCAGCCACAAGAGCAUUAGUGAGGUUGGGCACUGAUGUUGGGCGAUUAGGCCUGGCUCGCAGUCGGCAUUCCAAUUCAGCCCAAAAGUGUUUGAUGGGGUUGAGGUCAAGGAUCUGUGCAGGCCGGUCAAGUUCUUCCAUACCGAUCUCAACAAACCAUUUCUGUAUGGACCUCGCUUUGUGCAUGGGGGUAUUGUGAUGCUGAAACAGGAAAGGUCCUUCCCCAAACUGUUGCCACAAAGUUGGAAACACAGACUCGUCUAUAUUGUCAUUGUAUGCUGUAGCGUUAAGAUUUCCCUUCACUGGAAGUCUGGAACUAAGGGACCUAGCUUGAACCAUGAAAAACAGCCCCAGACCAUUAUUCCUCCUCCAUCAAACUUUACAGUUGGCACUAUGCAUUGGGGCAGGUAGCGUACUCCUGGCAUCCACCAAACCCAGAUUUGUUCAUUGGACUGGCAGAUGGUGAAGCGUGAUUCAUAACUCCAUAGAACGAGUUUCCACUGCUCCAGUCCAAUGGCCGCGAGCGUUACUCCACUCCAUCUGACGCUUGGUGUUGCGCUUGGUGUUGCGCAUGGUGAUGUUAGGCUUGUAUGCGGCUGCUCGGCCAUGGAAACCCCCCAACAAAGUUAUUGUGUUGACGUUGCUUCUAGAGGCAGUUUGGAACGUGGUAGUGAGUGUUGUAACCGAGGGCAGUCCCGUUCUGUGAGCUUGUGUUCGCAGUUGUUGUUGCUCAGAUAUUCCCACUUCACAAUGACAGCACUUACAGUUGCCCGGGAAAGCUCUAGCAGGGAAGAAAUUUGACGUACUGACACGUUUGAAAGGUGGCAUGCUAUGACGAUGCCACGUUGAAAGUCACUGAGCUCUUGAGUAAGGCCAUUCUACUGUCAAUGUUUUUGUCUAUUGAGAAUGCAUGGCUGUGUGUUCGAUUUUAUACACCUGUAAGGAACUGGUUUGGAUGAAAUAGCCAGAAUCCACUAAUUUGAAGUGAUGUCCACAUACUUUUGUGUGUAUAUAGUGGAUGUCUAGAGUAAGGUGAUUGUGUGACACUGCUCGAUAAAUGUCAUUAAUGAGAUUGCUGUGGAAUCUGCACCAAAGAUGAUGUCCUUGUGUGUUUUUCUCACAAAUGUCUUUGAGCAACAACAAAGGAAAAGGGGGAAACAUUUUUUAAAACGUGUUUCUCACACACCAAUUGCUGGGUAUAAUAUUGCAAUGUUUUUGUACUUUCAUUUUAUCAAUGUAUUUUUUUUAUUUGUAUAAAAUGAUGGGUUGUAUUCUGUUGUAUUCCAGCUUUGUUGUGGAAUCUUUCUUGUCGGGCUCUUUCGGUAUUUCUGUAGCUGUCGAUUAUCAAGGUGUUAUUAUUGUGAACCUCUUCUAUUGCUAUGGAAAUGAUGCGUAUAGCAAUAUACUGGUUAAAAAUGUGAUGCCUGUGCAACUCUUCUUCCUUCACUGUCUAGUUCUUGUUCUCCCUCCAUGAAACUGCGGGGAUGUAUUUGAUUUGUUUUUAGUCUUUCAUUUCAACUCUUAAAGGUUUUUCUUUUUUUUUAUCUCAAAAUCAAAUAAUUUCUGGGUAACAAUUUAAGUACCUUUUUGUGGUUAUUUUUCAACCACCAGCUAGUUUUCAAAAAAUCAACAAAAAUAGAGUAUUAGCAAAGAGAGGUUUUUUUUAAGCAAGAAUCUUGCUAGGACUGUCUGGGUGUGAUCUGAGUGGUGCGGGGAAAACUUGCUGUUAUUGGCAGAGAGGUUUGGAACUCUUAUUGGUCUAUUAACUAACUUGCCGCCCGUUGACAUCACCAGGCAGGCCAAAACUCCAUCGCACCAAAACAGGCAGAAAUUGUAGGCAGUCUUUUUAAUUAAUUGAAUUAAUUAAACCUAAUACUUAAAGGGCAUUAUCAGCAUUUUCACAAUUUCACAGUAUUAUUCCAACCUCGGUGUGGAAAUAUAUAUAUAUAAAACACAGAAAAUGUUGUUUUUGACUAUACUGGGCCUUUAAAAAAAAAAGCUAGUUCCUGUUCCUUCACUGCAACGGCCAGAGAUGUGCUACUAAUUGUUGAGCAAAUGUCCUGUGUCGCUGUGUCCUUGUGAUACACGUAUGUUUUGAAUCGUCUCUGAAAGGCCUCCUUACCUCAUACCUCUGCAGUCACAUUGUGACCCCCCCCCCCCCCCGAAAAGAUCCAGGUCAUGAGCAAUAUGUCCCCCAACGCCCCCUUUAAUGAGGCCCCAGGAGGAACGGGACCAGAAAGAAAGCUUCCCCUCCCCCUCUGUUUCCCCCUUCGUCGUGCUCUCUUUUAAAACUGACUGUUUGAAACUUCUUUUUUAAAGCCUGCCUGCUUCUCCAUAGUAUGGUUCUUAUUUUUUGGACUGCACUAAAGAUGUCAAUUGAUGAUGUCAUGACACAAACCGUCCCCCAAAAUGGACAGGUCGGAACUAUUUGCAAGAAACUGAACUGCUUCCCUAUGACCGAGUGCUCCCAGCGGUCUAUAAUCCCCGUUCGGUCGGCCGUCCUGACCGCCUUGUGAUUAUUUGGUGACUGUUCAGUGGUCCCGGGGUGGUCAGAGGACUCCUCUACUCUCCUCUCACCCCACAUCCGCUGUGCAAUCUCCACCUGGACCACCAUCUUGCAUGUGCUCACACACUGAAGCUGCACCUAAAGCAUGAAGACAUACUUUUAAAGUACUCUUAUGUAGAAAAAAAACUGAUAAAUAGAUAUAUAAAAUGAAGAAAAAUAAUAAUAAAGGAGACCUUAGUUUACUUUU